Molecule: messenger RNA, 1374 nt
Organism: Capsicum annuum
Lineage: Eukaryota; Viridiplantae; Streptophyta; Magnoliopsida; Solanales; Solanaceae
Exons: 2
Coding region: 1-1374 (457 amino acids)
Biological process (GO): DNA integration
Molecular function (GO): nucleic acid binding
Source: RefSeq, a predicted model, not a curated record
AUGUGUGAUGCUAGUGAUGUGGUUGUAGGAGCUGUUUUAGGGCAAAGAAAAGACAAGGUAUUUUGCUCUAUUUACAAUGCUAGUAAAGUCUUGAACGAUGCCCAAAUGAAUUAUACAGUCAUUGAAAAUGAGAUGUUAGCAGUAGUUUAUGUAUUUGAUAAAUUUAGAGCAUACUUGGUGGGUACAAAGGUUAUUAUUCUCACAAACCAUGCGGCCAUCAAGUAUCUCUUCAAUAAAAAGGAUGCAAAGCCUCAAUUGAUCCGUUGGAUUUUGUUACUACAAGAGUUUGACUUAGAGGUUUGUGAUCGUAAAAGAGCAAAAAAUCAAGUUGCAGACUAUUUGUCAAGAUUAGAGACUCAUGAGCAUGUUGUUGAUAACUUUUUCUACAUUCGGGAAGAGUUUUCGGAUAAGAAAUUAUUGUCUAUAAAGGAGUUGGUCUUCAUGAAGAGUUGUGAUCAAUGUCAGAGGUUUGGAACAAUUUUAAGGCGUCAUGAGAUGCCCCUAAAUAAUAUUCUUGAAGUUGAAGUAUUUGAUGUUUGGGAAAUUGAUUUUAUGGGACCAUUCCCACCAUCCAAUGGCAACUUAUACAUUCUAGCGGCAGUUGAUUACGUAUCCAAAUGGGUGGAAGCUGCAGUUUGUCCUACUAAUAAUACGAGAGUAGUGCUGAAGUUCAUAAAGAAGCAAAUAUUUUCCCAGUUAAGUACCCCAAGAGCUAUAAUCAGUGACGGAGGUACGCACUUUAUUAACACUUGGUUUAAGAAUCUUUUAGCUAAAUAUGGUGUUAGGCACAAGGUGACCACUGCGUACCAUCCCCAAAAAAGUAGAAAAGUUGAGGUGUCCAACCAGAAAAUUAAGCAGAUACUACAGAAAACCAUAAAUGGGCAGCAAAAAGAUUGGGCGGAGAAGUUAGAUGACGCACUUUGGGAUUACAGAAUAGCUUACGAGAUGCCCAUUGGGACAUAUUCAUAUCUCUUGGUUUAUGGUAAGGCAUGCCAUCUGCCUGUGGAGUUGGAACAUCAAGCAUAUUGUGCCGUGAAAAAGUUAGAUUUUGAGAUAAAAGUCGUAGGGGAGAAACAUUUGUUACAACUUGUUGAAUUAGAUGAAUUUUGGCUCCAUGACUAUGAAAAUGCCAAGCUAUAUAAGGAGAAGACUAAAAUAUGGCAUGACAAACAAAUUCAAGAAAGAGUGUUUGAACUCGGACAACUUGUUCUGCUAUUCAAGUCAAGGUUAAAGUUGUUUCCAGGUAAAUUAUGGUCUAAGUGGUCUGGACCUUUUGAAGUAGUACAAAUGAUGCCUCAUGGAGCAGUUGAACUAUGGAACAAAGAGAAGACUGAGAAGUUUUUGGUGAAUGGACAACGUGUAAAGCAUUAUUGA